GGAACUCAUUUUCGUCAUAGCGAUGGCGACAUUCAGAAGUGAAUUUAACAGCGUGCCGAACACUUACAACCAGCGCCUGACGGCAUUGAAAAAAAAGCUAACCACGUGUUUUCAGCACUGGCUGAUCAAACUGCACCAACACCACCGCCAACGCCAACGCCAGCAGCAAAAACAACAACGUGGCCCUGGGCAAUGCAAUUUUGUCCACGCGGACUGCUCCAUUAAGCACGAGGAAGUUACCUAUUUGCGCAAGUUCAAGAGGAUUUUCACAGCACGCCAAGCUUUGGCGAGUGCUCGGACAGCAGCUCAGCCACAGUCGGCACUUGGCGUCCGCAUCAGCUCGAAGGAGGCAGAAGCGGCAGAGCAGGAGCUGCAAAUUGUAGCGAGGCUCUUCUCAUCGACCUUAAUAUCGAGUACCAUCGGCUCCGACAUGACCAUCAUGGAUAAUACCUAUUUGGGGGUGCGCGACGAGUACCCCGAUAUUGAUGCUGAAAUACGCGCCAUACUGCUGGCUAAUGCCCAGAAUGGUAUCACGAUAUCGAGCAUCAAAAAUGAAUAUCGACAAUUGACGGGCACUGCUUUUCCGGUGCACGACAACAUCACAGACUUUCUGCUAACCAUACCCCACGUCACGGCCGAAUGCUGUGAGUCCGGUAAGCGCAUCUUUAACAUCAAGCCCACUGAGGAGACCCGCCAUCUUCACGAGAUGAUAUUGCAGCAGCGCCAACGUGAAAGUCGAAAUAGCUACAACAACAACAACAACAACAACAACAACUACAACAACAACCACAACAACAACAUGGUGCACUCACUGGAGCCGCCACGUCUGUGGCGCUCACAUUACAAUCGGCGAAUGUCGUCGAACUUCAAUGCAAAUCUCAACUCGAGUGAGAAGCCGCCAGCUGUCAAGAUGGCCACGCUGCAGCCCCUGGCCACGGCUGCUGCAUUGGCGCCCAACGGUGUCUAUCAGGACAACUGGAAACAUCUCAACAAUCAGUAUCAGCUACCGCAGCUCAAUGCUCUCAAGAACAGCAACAGCAACAACAACCACAACAUCUACUCGAAUACUCUGAAUCCUGCACAGUUACAGGCAGCUUCGCCGGCAGAGCAUCAGCAGCAACAACAACAACAGCAACAGCAGCAGCAACAGCAACAUCAAGCAGUUCAGCAGUUGAAACACCUGGAGGAGUAUACACACAAGAGGCGAACUGAUUUUACACCCACGCCAACAACGUUGUCAUGUCCAUCGCAACAUGACUCCAUGUUCACCAUCAACUCGGACUAUGAUGCAUAUCUAUUGGACUUUCCACUGUUGGGCGACGACUUCUUGUUGUAUCUGGCACGCAUGGAGCUGAAGUGCCGUUUCAAGAAGUACGAGAAGGUGCUGCAGUCUGGACUCUGCAUCUCUGGACAGACGAUCAAUGCGGCGAGGCAACGUCUGCGACUGGUUGAGCUGCCGGAGAUGACGCAAAUCAUCGUCAAUAUCGGCUCCGUGGAUAUAAUGCGUGGCAGGCCGUUAGUGCAGAUCGAGCACGAUUUCCGUCAGCUGGUGAAGGAGAUGCAUAGCCGGAGAUUUGUACCUGUGCUGACCACGCUGGCACCGCUGGCCAACUAUCGCCACGACAAGCAGACAUGCGACAAGGUGUCGCGCUUCAACAAGUUUAUACGCAACGAGGGGCGACACCUCAAAGUUAUUGAUAUACAUUCCUGUCUGAUCAACGAGAAUGGCAUCGUACGAUUCGAUUGCUUCCAGAACGGGCCACGUAGCGUGACGGGCUCAGCCGAGCCACAUGUAUUCUGGAACAAAAUCGGACGGCAGCGUGUGCUGCAGAUGAUUGAAGAGAAUUUGGAGUAUUAUUGAAGAGCUGAAGAGCUGGAGAGCUGGAGAGCUGGAGAGCUGGAGAGCGGAGGAGCUGAGCUAAGGGAAGCGCCGGUCUGGCACCAGGCUCAAGUUUUACAUUCAUUUCAAUCGACGGCAUGCAGUUUUUUGUUUUUAAAACAGAAAUGAAAUUUCGAAUGUUAGUUUUUAAUGUGUUUUAUGUUCGUUUCGUUCCGUGUUAGUCUUUGUCUUAGUUCGUAAAUCUAUGUGAUAAAUAUGUGUUAAGUGUUUAGUGUAUGUUCGUACGUUUGUUCGUUAUAUGUGAUUCCCACAACAUCAUCAAGUUCGUAAGGU
Messenger RNA from Drosophila hydei, 2173 nucleotides. Its product is annotated as maternal effect protein oskar. Lineage: Eukaryota; Metazoa; Arthropoda; Insecta; Diptera; Drosophilidae. Bases 23 to 1861 code for a protein of 612 amino acids. The transcript has 5 exons. The record is from RefSeq and is a predicted model, not a curated record.